Molecule: messenger RNA, 471 nt
Organism: Torulaspora delbrueckii
Lineage: Eukaryota; Fungi; Ascomycota; Saccharomycetes; Saccharomycetales; Saccharomycetaceae
Gene: APS1
Product: Aps1p
Exons: 1
Coding region: 1-471 (156 amino acids)
Biological process (GO): vesicle-mediated transport; intracellular protein transport
Cellular component (GO): AP-1 adaptor complex; membrane coat; intracellular membrane-bounded organelle
Molecular function (GO): clathrin-cargo adaptor activity
Source: RefSeq, a predicted model, not a curated record
AUGACGCAUAUCAAGUACUUUGUUUUAGCCUCGAGGCAAGGAAAGAUCAGAUUGACAAAAUGGUACUACUCUUAUGCUGCAAGUGAGAAAGAAAAGAUCCUGAAAGACCUCACCCCGUUGGUUUUGUCAAGAAAGGCCAAGAUGUGUAAUAUAGUGGAAUAUUCCGACCAUAAAGUAGUAUACAGGAGGUAUGCCAGUCUAUAUUUCAUUUGUGGUAUAACACCGGAAUACGAUAAUGAAUUGCUCACCCUAGAACUUAUUCACAGGUACGUGGAAACAAUGGAUUCAUAUUUCGGUAACGUCUGUGAAUUAGAUAUCAUAUUUAACUUCAGUCGGGCCUAUGAAAUACUGAAUGAGAUGAUUAUGUGUGAUGGAUCAAUAGCUGAGUCUGGCAAAGCGGAAGUAUUACAACAAGUAAAGACGAUGGACACUAUGGAAAGUAAUGACAAUCUCGAUAGAGUUUUAAGUUAG